Messenger RNA from Knipowitschia caucasica, 870 nucleotides. The record is from the annotation of a GenBank genome assembly. Lineage: Eukaryota; Metazoa; Chordata; Actinopteri; Gobiiformes; Gobiidae.
AUGGUCCCGUGCGGAUCAAUGGAGUCAAUGAACUUGGAUGCCUUCUCUGGAUCAUCAAACAAGAGCUGCUCGGAACCCCGGUUUUUAUACACAGACCUUUCUUCUCUCUCCUCGCCUUCUCCUCACCGUCUCCUCCCUGUCACCUUGUCUUCUUUUUGCCAUCUGUGUUUUUAUUGCCGUCUCCUCACCGCCUCCUCGCCGCCUCCUCCUCGUCGCUUCCUCACCACCUUCUCGCCGCCUCCUCGCGACCUCUUGGCCGUCUCCUUGCCUUCUUCUCUUCGCCACCUUCUCCUCGCCACCUUCUCGCCACCUCCUGGCCGUCUCAUCGCCUUCUCCUCGCUGUCUCCUUGCCUUCCCUCGUCGCCUUCUCGCCGCCUCCUCACCACCUCCUCACCGUUUCCUCGCCGUCUCCUCACCGCCUCCUCUCCGUCUCCUCACCUUCUUGCCGUCUCCUUGCCACCCCAUCGCCCCCUCCUCGCCCCCUCCUCGCCCCCUCCUCGCCGUCUCCUCGCCUUCUCCUCACCGUCUAUGUGUCCGUCUCCUUGCGUUCUAAUUGGCUUCUCCUUACCGCCUUCUAGCCGCCUCCUCGCCGCCUCCUCGCUGCAUCCUCAUCUUUUUCUUGCCGUUUCCUCGCUCUCUCCUCGCCUUCUCCUUGCCUUCUUUUCGCCGUCUGCUUGCCUUCUACUCAACUUUUCCUCACCUUCUCCUCGCCGUCUCCUCGCCUUCUUCUCGCCGUCUCCCCGCCGUCUCCCGCCUCCUCCUCACCGUCUCCUUGCCUUCUCUCCUCAGCGUCUCCUCGCCGCCUCCUCCUGGUGUGAGGCCUCCAUCGCUGCACACAUCCAGAAGUCAUUAGUUGUGAGUGUUGAAUAA